AUGGGAAAUCAGACAUUUUUAAAUGAAUUCUUCCUCUCCGGAUUGUCUGACCUUCCGCCUCUUCAGCUCCCUCUAUUUCUCUUCUUCCUCCUCAUCUACCUUCUGACAAUAAUCUGGAAUUUGCUGAUCAUCGUCCUCAUCGUCACCGACUCUCACCUCCAUGUUCCCAUGUAUUUCUUCCUUGGGAACCUGGCCGGUUUGGACCUCUGUUGUUCUACGGUCACCGUCCCGCGAAUGUUGUUUGACCUUCUCACCAAGAGAAGAAAUAUUACCAUAGCAGCUUGUAAAACCCAAGUCUUCUUCUUUUUAUUAUUUACCACUUCUGAGGCUCUUCUGUUGACUGUCAUGUCCUACGAUCGAUAUACCGCUAUCUGUCAGCCAUUGCAUUACACACAGAUCAUGUGUUGGAAAGUGUGUGUACAGUUGAUGUCCAUUGUGUGGUCCCUUGCUUUUACCAAUGCCGUGGUUCACACACUUUCUGCUUUAAAUUUAUCAUUUUGUGCAUCCGAUAUUAUAAAAAGUUUCUUCUGUGACCUCCCCCAGCUGCUCCAGAUCUCCUGCAAUGACACCUACAUCAACAUUGUGCUUGUUUUCCUUCUUAGUAGCUUUCUCGGUGGUGGGUCUUUGAUCGUGAUGUUCAUGUCUUACACUUAUAUAAUAAAAACUGUCCUAAAAAUGCAAGUUAAAGGGAAAAGAGGUAAAGUUUUCUCUACGUGUUCCUCUCACCUGGCAGUGGUCUUUGUAUUUUAUUUCUCCAUUUCGUUUAAUUAUUUUCGCCCCAGCACUAAUAAUCAUUUUGCUGCUGAUAAAGUGGUGUCUGUCUUUUACACUGUGAUUUCUCCUCUCUUCAAUCCUCUGAUCUACAGUCUGAGGAACCAGGAAUUCAAAACCGCAACUGUUUCACUUUUUAGGAAGAUCUUCCUACCAAAAGAUAGAAUUCUUCCAAGCUAAACCCUCCUCAUCCUUUCGUUGAGGUCACCAAGAAAGAUACAAGUGCAUUCUUGUUUUAUUCCCGAGCUGAAGAAUACUUUUUACUAGACAUGCGCACACUGAAAUAUUUUGUUUCUAAAUUUAGUUUUCGUCCGGAAAAUACAUUUAUUUAGU
Molecule: messenger RNA, 1104 nt
Organism: Rana temporaria (common frog)
Lineage: Eukaryota; Metazoa; Chordata; Amphibia; Anura; Ranidae
Product: olfactory receptor 5AS1-like
Exons: 1
Coding region: 1-951 (316 amino acids)
Biological process (GO): G protein-coupled receptor signaling pathway
Cellular component (GO): membrane
Molecular function (GO): G protein-coupled receptor activity; olfactory receptor activity
Source: RefSeq, a predicted model, not a curated record